Molecule: messenger RNA, 3136 nt
Organism: Belonocnema kinseyi
Lineage: Eukaryota; Metazoa; Arthropoda; Insecta; Hymenoptera; Cynipidae
Product: protein prickle-like
Exons: 7
Coding region: 34-2625 (863 amino acids)
Molecular function (GO): zinc ion binding
Source: RefSeq, a predicted model, not a curated record
CGAGAUUCUGGGAAGAAGGCAAUUGAGGUUAUUAUGUCCAGCAUUGCCAAGAGAAGAAAUACCUCGGUGUUUGGUUCCCGAAGAUGGUGGUCAGGUGGUUGUUGGGCCACCAGAAGUCACCAGGAAGCUUACCUGAGGAAACUUUACUCUCGGAAGUAUGCCACUGGCCCUGAAGGUUGUUCAGUGGAAAAUGUUACCGAUUCUGGAAAUCUACCCUGGAGACCAGCUGUUUAUGAUUUACCAACUACCGAUGAACAUUAUUUGGAUGAUUUUUUGAGAGGAAGAAACGAAAAUGGGGUGGGGUGUCCUGCUUUAUCAACUCCAAGGGCUAGUCCCACCGAAAAGUGCGUAGAAUUUUUAAAUAGAAAUGAUGCUGCUGGAGAAAGUUGUCCUCAUCGAGAUUCAGAUUUUGAGCUAGAAGAAAAUAAGGAACCUUUGAGGAUCACAGAACGCAAUCUUGAUAGUCUUCUGCGAGCGGGAUAUGGUUCUCAUGUAGUAAAGGUGUGCAAAAGCUGCAGGUGCCCAAGAGAGGAUCACCAUCAGUCAUCAUCGGCGGAAGUUGGGGGCACUUCGAGCUUGGGCCUGGUCCCAGGUUCACGAAUGGCGAUGGCAAUGGCCUUCCAGAGCAGCGGUACAGUCGCGACCGUUGGCUCUCACCGGGAACCCUUCGAAAGUCCUGUUCAACCUCCCCCAGUUGCACCAGCUCUCCAAGAUCCUCUGGUCCAGCAUCAUCAUCAUCAGAGGCACUCUCAGAGCGAUGACGACAGCGGUUGUGCUCUCGAGGAGUAUACCUGGGUACCUCCGGGCCUCAGGCCCGAUCAGGUUCAUCUCUACUUUUCUGGACUCCCAGAGGACAAGAUCCCGUAUGUGGGAAGUGCUGGAGAACGGGAAAGAGUGAGGCAGUUGCUUCAGCAGCUACCACCUCACGACAACGAGGCUAGAUAUUGCAGUGGUUUGAGUGAAGAAGAAAAAAGAGAAUUGAGGGUCUUUGCCGGUCAGAGGAAACGUGAGGCGCUGGGCCGGGGUCAGGCCAGCCAGGUGGAGCGGGCUCAUGGAAGCGGAUGUCGGGAAUGCGGCAGAGCCAUCGCUUCCGGGGAAAUUGCUGUUGCUGCAAGUAGAGCAGGACCUGCAGCCCUUUGGCAUCCGGCGUGCUUUGUCUGCUGUGUCUGCAGACAACUUCUCGUUGAUCUCAUUUAUUUCUGGAGGGAUGGAAGACUUUACUGUGGACGCCAUCAUGCAGAAACGCUUAAACCUAGAUGUUGUGCCUGUGAUGAAAUUAUCCUCGCUGAUGAGUGCACUGAAGCUGAGGGAAGAGCAUGGCAUAUGAGGCAUUUUGCUUGUCUGGAGUGCGACCGACAGCUCGGGGGUCAACGAUACGUGAUGAGGGAGGGCAGACCCUACUGCCUCCACUGUUUCGACGCCUCAUUUGCAGAAUAUUGUGACAGCUGUGGGGAGCCAAUCGGAGUCGAUCAGGGACAAAUGUCACACGAGGGUCAACAUUGGCACGCGACAGAGGUUUGCUUUUGCUGCGCCACCUGUCGAACAUCCCUCUUAGGAAGACCCUUUUUGCCCCGAAGAGGAGCCAUUUACUGCAGCAUAGCCUGCAGCAAAGGGGAGCCGCCAACAACACCCAGCGAUUCUUCCGCUGGACCACCUCCACCUCCUGCCUAUCCAAGAACACCUAGAAGACAACCACCCCCUCCAAGUGAAGGAUCCUCCAGUCCACCACCUCCUCCAGUGUCGAGGCACACUCUCAGUUCACCAAGGAAUUCACCUCGAAUGACCAGAAAGCAGCAUCGUCAGCCGGUCUCUGUUUCUCUCGUCACCACUCCAACUCAAGGAACAACUACCGUUGACUUUCCGGGUGAAGGACUUCCUGGGACUGGAUCCAGGUCGGGAGGGCUCGACAGGGUACUUCUUGAGAGAAAUCUCGAAAGGCUACUUCAGGAACGAGGAUCCCAUACUGAAGAAACGGACAACGACUUGGGAAGGUUGAUGCAAGCGAGGGAUAGAGAGCCACUACGAUGUGUGCCAAGUUGUCCUCCUUCUCAUGCUUCAAGUAUGCCAGAACUUCCACAACCAGUGUCAUCUUUAGCUGCUUCGACUAUAGCGGAAUCACUUUGUGCUGUUGCCACAGCGUCUUCUUCGACCUCACCAACAACACCACCUACGAAUAUUAUGGCAAAUGUUACUCUUAGUCCAGACCCUUCGACACCAACCUUAAGGAGGGUGCGGUUUCAAGGUGACGAUCAAGCUGGAUGUUCGACUUCUCCACCAUCAGCGGAUGAACGAACACAUCCUUGUUCGCCUUCAACCUCGAAAAAUAAUGUUCCUAGGUCGAGAAGUUUGCAGCCUGAAGAAGUCGCUGGAACUUCAUGGGCUGGAAUUGGAAACAGAGUGAGGACCGACGACGAAGAAAGUUGUUGUUCGACUUGCAGUACUUCAAGUAGUUCCGAUGAGGCAACAGCUUACACGUUACCACCGAGACGUGCCUACGGAGGUGUGAGAAUUUCUUAUGUGCCAAAUGAUGCCGUCGCUUGUGCCCGAAGAAGAGCACCACCCGGAUCAUCCGGGACGACGCCUUGCCACAGCCAAAAAGACGCUGAAAAAUGCGUCGUAUCCUGAUCGGAAGUUCCUGUCGUCCAUUCGCGGUCAACUCUUCAAGUUUCCAUGGAAUGGGCGAUCGUUGCUCUUUCCUUAUCCGUCCCAGCUGCUUAAUAAAUUAUCACUGCCUUGUAAAUUGCAUUUAAUCAGCGCGAAAUAAGAAUAAGCAGCAGAGCAGAAGAAAACUGUUCGCUACGAGGUGUAAUAUUUCAAUAGAUAAUUUCAUCAUCCUGAAUUAGUUCAAAAUAGAAGAGAAAAUAAUUUUUCAGUCGUGUGGGCAUACUCAUGAAUUUUUAAAUUGUAAUUAUAUCAAGGGUGAAGAGCUGGAAGGGCCUAAGCGAAUUUUUAAUUUAAAGAAAGACCAUUAAACAAAAACAUGCAUUUAAUUCACGAACAACUAUUUAUCAUCUCUUGCAAUGGGAGCGAAUUUUUCCCAGAAUGUGAGGCUAAUUCGCUCAAUUUAAUGAGUUUUUAAAUCUUUUAUAAAACUUCUUUAAUACUUAAAUUCGAACUGAAUUAAUAGAACCCAAUA